AAAGUAAUACAGAGUUAGAUUUAAAAGUAGAAGAUAAGAAGAAGGCUGAUAACAAAGAAUUAAAGAAAGAUAUGACAGAAGAGUUAGUGUAUGAACUAGAAAAGAUAUCACUUGUUAUAUUUAUAUUAAUGAAUAUUAAAAUUGUAGAAAAUGUACAAAGGAUAAGUAAAGAUAAUAAACAAAAAAAAACAUCAGUAAAGACAAAUACAAAUAAAGCAAACUAG
Molecule: messenger RNA, 224 nt
Organism: Dentiscutata heterogama
Lineage: Eukaryota; Fungi; Glomeromycota; Glomeromycetes; Diversisporales; Gigasporaceae
Source: the annotation of a GenBank genome assembly